AUGUCUUUCUCUAGCAACCCCGGCCUCGCGGCUGGCACUGGCCUUUCCGGGACCGCCUCUCCAUUCUUGCAGCCGUUGACGGCAUGCGCGAUGCUGGUCAUGUACACUGCUGUUUACGUGCUGCCUCUUUAUAUCUCGCCUGCCAGCCGUCCAUCGUCAACGCUAUCGAGAGACGACCCUAUCGUCAUCCGCACACGCAUCAGAUCCGUCCUAUUCUCUACCGCAUCUUGCUCCGCCCUGACUUAUCUCAUCCUUGCCCGUCUGCCCGGUGAUGCUCUACCCUUUGGACCACUUCAUGCUAUGGGAUAUUGGCCCAUUGGCAUACUCGAGUCUGGAUCAUGCCUUCUUCUUACGGCCAUCCUGUUCGCAGCUCCGCUGUACGAGAUUCUUCUCAUGGACGGUGUCUGGCAAGACUGGCGAGGUCUUGAUCCCAUCAUACGCAUUUGGACCCAGCUGACAACGUGGCGGAAUAUUGUCGUGGGACCUUUGACCGAGGAAAUGCUAUUCCGCUCUGCCUCUGUUCCGCUGCUGCUCAGCGCUCGCAUGUCCUUGACUCAAACCGUCUUUCUGUCCCCAGUCAUCUUUGGCUUUGCUCAUGUUCAUCAUUUUUAUGAAUUUCGCAUCUCUCACCCCAAGGUGCCCCUGGUUGUUGCUGUGGCCCGCUCAGUUCUGCAGUUCAGCUACACGUCUCUCUUCGGUGCCUACGCCACUUUUCUUUUCCUCCGAUCCGGGAGCCUCUUAGCCAUCGUGCUGGUGCACGCGUUCUGCAAUGCAAUGGGCCUCCCCCGUUUCUGGGGAGCUGUCGAGCCUUACUGGCACGUGAGUGGGCACCAUACGCGAUCUGAUAGUCGAAAGUGGACGGUCAUUUACUAUGGACUUUUGUUCACCGGGGCAAUUUCUUGGUGGAAAAAUCUGGUGCCCAUGACCCAGACCUCGGCGAGCCUGUUUCCGCAGGGGUUUUGA
Messenger RNA from Colletotrichum orchidophilum, 963 nucleotides. RefSeq names its product CAAX amino terminal protease. Gene Ontology annotation, biological process: CAAX-box protein processing. NCBI's taxonomy places the organism in Eukaryota, Fungi, Ascomycota, Sordariomycetes, Glomerellales, Glomerellaceae. The transcript is spliced from 3 exons. Gene Ontology annotation, cellular component: endoplasmic reticulum membrane. The coding region runs from base 1 to 963 and encodes 320 amino acids. Gene Ontology annotation, molecular function: metalloendopeptidase activity. The record is from RefSeq and is a predicted model, not a curated record.